This is a messenger RNA of Lathyrus sativus (Indian pea), 1026 nucleotides long. The record is from the annotation of a GenBank genome assembly. NCBI's taxonomy places the organism in Eukaryota, Viridiplantae, Streptophyta, Magnoliopsida, Fabales, Fabaceae.
AUGGGAAAACAGAGCAACGAAACACUAUCCCCUGUUUCUAACCCAACAAAAUUCUCCAUUCUUAAUCUCAUCGACCUCUCAAAUCCCAACAUAAACCAAUCCGUUCAUUUACUCAAACAGGCAUGUUUGGAUUCUGGUUUUUUCUAUGUUGUAAACCAUGGAAUGACCGAGGAAUUCAUGGACGAGGUUUUUGCACAAAGCAAGAAAUUUUUUUCUCUUCCUUUAAAUGAAAAGAUGAAGAUUUUGAGAAAUGAAAAACACAGAGGAUACACUCCUGUUCUUGAUGAAACACUUGAUCCUGAACAUCAAAUUCAUGUAGGGGAUUACAAAGAGGGUUUUUAUAUUGGAGUUGAAGUAGAUGAAGAUGACGCAGAAUCAAGUAAACCCUUUUAUGGGACUAAUAAAUGGCCUGAGCCAGAUGUUCUUCCAGGAUGGAGGGAAACUAUGGAAAAGUUUCAUAGAGAGGCAUUAGAAGUCGGGAAAGCAGUUGGAAAGAUAAUAGCCCUUGCACUUGAUUUGGAUGUCGAUUUUUUCGAAAAACCAGAAAUGCUUGGAGAGCCAAUUGCAACUCUGCGUUUGCUGCACUAUGGAGGUCAAAUCUCGGAUCCGACAAAAGGACUAUUCGGAGCUGGAGCUCAUACUGACUUUGGUUUACUUACACUGUUAGCAACCGAUGAUGUCGCAGGUCUUCAAAUAUGCAAGGAUAGGGAUGCUAAACCUCAGAAAUGGGAGGAUGUGUCACCAUUGAAAGGGGCAUUCAUAGUAAAUCUCGGUGACAUGCUUGAGCGCUGGAGCAAUGGUGUUUUCAAAUCCACAUUGCACCGAGUUCUAGGAAACGGUCAAGAGAGAUAUUCUAUUGCAUACUUUUUGGAGCCUAGCCAUGAUUGCUUAGUGGAAUGCUUGCCAACCUGCAAAUCCGAAACUAACCCUCCCAAAUUUCCUCCUAUCUUAUGCCGCGACUACCUGAGCCAGCGCUACAACGAGACUCAUGCGGAUUUGAGUAUUUACAAGAAACAACAAUCUUAA